AUGGCACCUCGCUCAAACGAUCGCAAGCCGCAUCAGUUUAGGAAUUUGACAUUCACCGAUCAUCGGCCGAAGUUCCUGGCGAACAUCGAUGCAGCGUUGAGGGGGACAAAAGCUGAAGAAGACCAAGAUCCUCCGAGGUCGAGGAGACGAUAUGAGGGAAAUGAUGAAGAUGGCUACGCUGAGACCGAGAUCUUGGAUCCAUCUCGCCCAGCCAUCCCGGUCAGACCCAGGGAAACCAACCAUAAUAAUGAUGACGACGGGGAUGACGAGCAACCACAAGUCGUGGAUGAAACCGAUCUAUCCGGCAUGGGUCGUCUAUCCGAUGAAGAUGAAGAACUGGACGAAGAUUCCCCCGAGGUGGUUGUUCUUAAAGAGGGCAAACACCUCACCAAGGAAGAAUUUGAGGCUGAAAAGAUAAGACUUCGGGAUAACCCUGAUACUCCAUCCACGCUCCCUACCUCAUCCCGCGCAAGCAUCAAGCCGUCCUUGACGUUCUCAUCGAGCAACAAGCCGGACACAUCGACGGGCAAACGAAAGGGCCCGACCAUAGACCGCAACGAUCGUAGUCCAGGGGCCAAUGACGGAUGGUCAGAAUUGGUGAAACGGACUAAAGGGGGCAAAUCUGCCCUGGUCUCGACGAUCAAGGAGGAAAGAGAGCUCGCCGAGAAAGCCUCGGUGUCUAAAAAACAGAAGAAGAGCGAGCUCAAGGCGAAGAAUAAGAAGGCCAAGAGCUUGAUCGUGUACUAUUUCAUAACCUUGCCAGUUGCAAUUGCUUUGGCCUGUCCAGUCUGGGCACUGGCACAAGUUGGACGAAAAAGAGGCCAAGCGGGCUUGGCCGAUCCCAAACCCCGCGUGGCACCCUCUAAACCCAACUUGGCCUAUACUCAAGCCUGGCUUGGCACCUCCCAAAGUUGGGGUGGGUCGGGCCAAAGCCUAGCUUGGCCGAGCCCAAGCGAGAGUGCCACCCAGGCCAAAACCAAUGAGUGGUGCUGGUUGGUGUCGGGUGUGGUGGUCGGGUCGGGUUUUGUGGUUGGUGGUUCUGGUGAGCCCAGAGCUUGGGUUCGGCCAAGCCAGACUUGGGCUUGUGCCAAGAUCCGGGCCACGCGCGAACUUCCAACUCAAGCCCCCUGGGCAGUGGCCCAAGCCCCGGUGACACUUGGACACGCGGGCCUUGGGCCAGUGCCCAGACUGGCUUGCAACACCAUAACGUGCUCCCGUCGCGACAGGGUGAUAUGCAAUCUGCGGGCGCAUGCAUUUUCAAUUUUUCAUCUCGCCGGUUUAUCCGCCGAGGCCGAGUUGGCUUGGCACAGCAGCCGCACACGGUCAACCUCAAACAACCACCAUCGCCGACGAGAAAAUCGACAAAUUCUUCACGAAAGAGGACAGGGACCGGAGAUAACACGCAUAACUGGUUUUGCUACUCAUCACAUAAUGCAAGGUGUGUGCUCUUGCUAUUAUCCUCCUGGUGUUGUUGCCUCAUUGGUGCCACACUAUUUAUUAGCACCAAUCAAACAAUCCGUCAGAGUCUCUUUCAGAAAAUCAAAUCAUCUUCGUAGUUUCAGGUUUGCGUAUAUGGCAUCGACCGCAGAGUCACAAUCCGCUGGAAGACUCUUGGACGGUCUCGGCAGCCAGGAUCAGACCACCAAUGUGAUCCAAUGCGAUCGCGACUCCAUUGACUUUACAGACAAAAACGAAGGAAAGCCGCUCUUCAACUGUCAUCGAACGGCUACCGGUAUUCAAGCGGCUGCGAAAGUGAUCCAAUCUGAGGAUCUUGUUGCUUUUCCGACCGAGACGGUUUAUGGAUUAGGUGCUUCAGCGCUCUCCUCGACGGCUGUCUCGAAGAUCUUCAAAGCCAAGGGGAGGCCAUCAGACAACCCACUCAUUGUUCACGUCUCAUCACUCAAUCUCCUCAAGACAUUUGUGCCCCCGGAUUGGAAUUUUCCAGCGACCUACCAAGCCUUGAUCGAACGCUUUUGGCCCGGUCCUCUCACUCUUCUAGUGCCCACCACAUCAUCCGUCCAACCCAAUUGUCCGAUUUCUAACCUAGUGACCUGCGGCUUGCCAACGGUGGCUGUCCGGAUGCCGGCCCACUCGAUCUCGAGAGCGCUCAUUGCUGAAAGCGGGGUUCCUAUUGCUGCGCCAUCGGCCAACCUCAGUGGCAGGCCCAGUCCGACGACCGCCCAACACGUCGAAAGAGACAUGAAGACAAAGAUUCCGAUGAUAAUUGAUGGAGGCGCAUGUCAGGUUGGCGUCGAGAGCACGGUGGUCGAUGGCCUGAAUCCGGAUGGCCGAGUGAGGAUCCUCCGAUUGGGCGGAUUGAGCGUCGAAGACAUCGAGGCUUGCUUGAUUGAAGCCGGCCUCAACCUAUCCGAUGGCAAGCCCAUUCUCGCCGGAGUUUACAAUCAGGAUUAUCGCGACAAAGAGUUGGAGGCUAAGCCGACCACCCCCGGUAUGAAAUACAAACAUUACGCACCUCAUGCCAAGGUGGUUAUUCUAGAUCCAGUCUUGGUACCAACCUCAGAUUCCGAUCAACAGGAAUCACUCCGAGGCGUCGACGAGCUGGUAUCGGGCAUCUGCAGUGAAGAGACAGACAGCUCGAAAGGUUUGCGGAUAGGACUGAUGUUGAUCGACGACAGUCCCCUCCACCAAUCGUUCAUCGCGUGUGCCCAGUCAGAAAAAUAUGGUCAUCACCAAUUUUGUUAUUCAAACCUUGGACUAGAAAGCCAACCAGCGAUCAGUGCCCAACGGCUCUUUGCAGCCUUGAGAUAUCUCGAUGAAGAGCUCCGAGUGGACAUCAUCUAUGUCGAGCGUCUUUCUGAGGUCGGAUUGGGCGCAACGGUCAUGGAAAGGCUCAGGAAAGCCAGUGGUCAAAGUUCCCCCCUGCCCGUCAGGAUAUCCACAUCAUAG
This is a messenger RNA of Puccinia graminis f. sp. tritici CRL 75-36-700-3, 2907 nucleotides long. RefSeq lists its product as uncharacterized. NCBI's taxonomy places the organism in Eukaryota, Fungi, Basidiomycota, Pucciniomycetes, Pucciniales, Pucciniaceae. Gene Ontology annotation, molecular function: nucleotidyltransferase activity; tRNA binding; double-stranded RNA binding. Gene Ontology annotation, biological process: regulation of translational fidelity. Gene Ontology annotation, cellular component: cytoplasm. The coding region runs from base 1 to 2907 and encodes 968 amino acids. The transcript is spliced from 9 exons. The record is from RefSeq and is a predicted model, not a curated record.